CACGCACAGUGGUAGUUCUGCAGUUCCUGGUUUCAGUUGACAGCUGUUUUAUAGGUAGAUCAACUCCAGCAGGACACCGAGCGGUAAAGUCACAGCUUUGUUAGAAUCGGUCCUUUGUAUGUGGAGUUUAAGAGGCAUUCAGACAUGAGGUCGCUGACCUUGGAAAAGAUGGAUGUGGCCUCAGGAGAGCAGCAACAUCUGCCCACAUGUGGAAACAGUCUGACCUCCAACUACUGUCCGCCAAGUUUGGAGAAUAAGAUUUUAAUGCAGGCCUCAGCAACAAAUCCCCAACCCUGGUCCUCGCUCUUUCCUACGCAACCUUCCUCCCAUUCUUCUCUUCAGCCAACCAGUCUGUCCUCCACCUCCUCCUUUCUUCUUUCCUCCUCUUUCUCAGCUGAUUCCCCCCUCCUCAGCACCCACAACAAACUCCUAACAACUAGUUCUGCUACCCUUACUCCUUCCUUGACCUCUACUGUUCCCUCAAACCCUUUGGUCUUCUCAACACUGACCGGGAACCUUCAGGUCUCUGGUUCUUAUUCAUUCCUGAAGAGCAAUCUGAGUGGAGAAAAGAAGAUUGAUGAAGAAGCAGAGGAUGAGGAUGAUGAGGAAAUCUCAGAGGAUAUGCAAUCCUCUUUUGAGGAAACAAGCGUGCUGGAUGAAGACCAGAUGUCUGAAGAGGACGGCGGUGGAGGAGACGCUGAGACCGCCGCAGAGUUACCGGUCACCAACAUGGAGUGGAGGGACCAUGAGAGCGAUGACGCUGGGAUGAUCAAGCAGGAGGAAUUUGCAGAGCUAGAUGGAGGAACCAAAAGUGCUUUGGAAGACUUGAAAGAUAAAAAGUACCUUCUGUUGAACGCAGUCUGCUGCUCUCUGGUUAAUAAGAGCAAAGCUCCUGGCCAGCAGGACUGGGACUCAGAGAACAGUGUUUGGACCAGAAUCACUGAUCUGGCCAAGGACAUCUCUGAUGGUGACCCACAGUUUCUUCUUAAGGUUGCAGUUUACAGCCGACAGGAGUUAAACAUCCGAAUCACUACAAACUUCCUAUUGGCUCUGGCUGCCAGUCUGAACCCCACUAAGCCUCAUGUCCGCAGAUAUUUCUGUGCUGCAGUGCAGCUCCCCUCUGACUGGCUGGAAGUGGUCAGAAUCUACACUACGUGCUUCAGCCCCAGCCUGCCGACGUGUCUGAAGAAGGCCAUGGUCGACAAGUUUAAGCAGUUCAAUGAGUACCAGCUGGCCAAAUACAACACACGCAAACACCGCUGUAAACACAACCGGAAGAAACCAAAACGAAAGAAACCAACUUCUGCAGAUUUUAAACAAUGGGCUAAAUUCCUCAAUUCUGAACCAGAAGUUCUGAAGAAAUAUCUCCAGGUGGAGGAUGGCAGAGUGGUGGUGGAUAAAAAACAGGCCGAGUUCAGCCUGAAGAAGCUGAUCAAGAAGCUUCACAUUAAGGAACCUGCUGAGCUUGUUAUGGCCAUUCUUGGAAAAAAGUAUCCCAAUGAUGCGAAGGCGUUCAUCCACAGCGGGAUAAAGGGUGUGUGGGACCCAGACAGAGCCGGACAGCGGAUGAAGCUCAAAGAGCCUCAGACGUGGGAACGACUGCUCAGUAUGGAGGGCAACAAGGCCGCCACCUGGCAGAAGCUCAUAGACAGCAGAUCUCUUCCCUUCAUGGCCAUGUUGAGGAACCUAAGGAACAUGAUCACUAAGGGAAUCAGUGAGGCUCAUCACAAAAAGAUCCUCAGCAGGCUGACCAAUCAGAAUGCAAUCAUUCAGAGCCGACAGUUUCCUUUCAGAUUCCUCGCAGCUUACAAAGUUAUCAUGGAGCUUCGCGCUUUAGCCUCUGCGUCUCAGAAAGCGAUCCCAUCAACCAAAGAAAUCCUGGUGAGCAUCCUGAAGAAGAUUCCCAAAAGCAGGCGCAGCAAGAGCCAUGACUGGCAGACGUGUAAGAAGAGGGGACUGAAACUGACACUUGGUGUGCCGUUUAUCUACCGGCUGUAUAAAAACAAGAAGGCCCAGCUUCUACAGGCCAGUCAGAGGCUUUACAGCGUCGACCUGUUGGACCGCUACCGUAAAGCCCUGGAGACGGCCGUUCAGAUCUCCUGCUCCUACAAUGUGCCCCUGCUGCCUGGCAAAACCAUCAUUUUAGUCAUGGCUGACACUUGCAGUGACGAGUCCUGGAGCAAGAAGCAGGACUUUUGCCUCCCUCAUGACCCCGAUGAACAGGAAGACGAGGAGGACCAGGAAGAAAAGGGCACAGAGGAAGCGCACAACCCCCUCACUCCGACUAUGGAUGAGGUUUUGGCUUUACUCGCCUUGAUGAUCAAGAGCAGGUCUGAAGAUUGCCGGCUCUGCUUAAGUAAUUACAGCUGCAGUAAGGAAGUUGAGCUGAGUUCAGACGUUCUUUUGGAAAACGUCAGAGGCCUGGUCAAAGAAUUGAAGGACUUCGGCAACAAUAAUGAAGAACAAGAUACCAGUUUCUACUACAGGCUGUUUUCAAAGAAAAACAAGGUGGAUAACAUCAUCACGUUCAGACAGUCUUGGCUGGAAAAGGACUUGGAAUGUGCUAUCAAGAACUACAGAAAGGAAAACAAAAAAACCCUUUAUUUUGAUUUCUUAUUAGUGGAUAGGUCAUCUGGAGAAUCGGAGAAGCCUCGAGACAGGAAUGCUGUGGAGCUGAGAGGCUUCAGUGAGCAAAUCCUGAGAUUUAUAGCAGAGCGAGGAUCUUCUCGGCUAUUGGAUCAUGUCGAGAAUUUGGACAAAUUGUACAACAUCCCACCACCAGAUGGAGCCAAAGACAAGCAGAUCUCCAACAACGCCAUGUCAUUGCCAGCCAUCCCAAAGCUGAGAUGGAGAGGUGUUCGAGUGUUCAUCUCCUCCACGUUCAGAGACAUGCACGCUGAACGGGAUGUCUUGGUGCGCAGCGUCUUCCCUGAGCUCCGCCGCCGCGCCGCAGCCCACUGCCUCCACCUACAGGAGGUGGAGCUCCGCUGGGGCGUGACCGAGGAGGAGUCGGAGAGGGCCACGGAGCUGUGUCUGUCUGAGGUUUGCCGCAGCCAGAUGCUGGUUGGGAUCCUGGGGGAGAGGUACGGCCAGGUGCCCCCCCGCCCUGUCCUACCAGACCUGCCCCAGUACAGCUGGCUGGCCUCUGCUCCAGCUGGUCUCUCCAUCACAGAGAUGGAGAUCCGCCAGUUCCAGGCUCUUUAUCCCGACUCGGCAAAUCAGCGGAUGUUCUGCUACUUUAGAGAUCCAAUGGUUAUCAGAUCAGUCCCUGUGGCUUGGAGUUCACAUUUCGCCUCUGAAUCAAAUGAGGCCGAGAAGAAACUGACUUCUUUGAAGAGACGACUUUUGGAUGAUGGAGUCAAAGUCACUGAAAAUUACUCAUGCAUGUGGGGAGGCGUAGUGGAGGGGAAACCAUACCUGAAAAAGCUGGAGGACUUUGGGAACGCUGUGCUCGAAGACCUUUGGGUGGCUGUGACAAAGCUGUUUGUGAAUGAGGAUGAAGAGGCAGAGACGGCCUUGGAGGUUUCUGAGCAGGAGGUCCUCCAGGGGGCGCUGCAGAAGCAGUUCUUUGGAAGGGCAAAGCUACUGUCGAAUGCUGUGGGGAAGGUGGAGCAGGUCCAGAACAAGGGAGGAAUGCUGGUGAUCGAAGGAGGACCUGGGGAGGGGAAAACUGUCUUCAUGGCUGCUCUAGCAGAAGCCAUCCGCAGUGGACUGAAGUCUAAAACAAAACUCUGCUGUGACGUCAUCUCUUACUCCACUGCUGCCAGCCAGUCGGCGCGCUCUGUGGGAAAUCUUCUUCGAUGCCUCGUACAGUGCCUGAGAGAGAUUAAACCCACACAGGAAGAAUCACCUCUUCCUCACCUCUAUAAGGAUUUGCUGUCAGAAUUUCACUCAACCCUUGGAGAAAUGAAGAAGGACAAACCUCUGGUUGUGCUGGUUGAUGGAGUGGAUCUUGUCCAAGAUGACAAAGGACAGUUUAUUUCUGACUGGAUCCCACAGCUGCUUCCUCAAGGUGUCUGUUUAGUUCUGAGCAUCUCCUCCAAUACGCCUCUGCUGCAGACUUUAGUCAGGAAAAGAGGGACUGUCCUGUUUUCUUUGGGGCAGCUCAGUAUGCCAGACAAGAGAGAGAUUGUUCAGAAAGAGCUGGACGUUUUUGGGAAGAAGCUCAGCGAUUCUGCUUUUAACAAUCAGCUCCAGACUUUAAUAACAAAGAAAGGAGCAGUGAGUCCUCUCUAUCUGCACCUGGCCUGUGAAGACCUGAGGAACUUUGCCUCCUUUGAAAAGCUGAUGGAAACACUGCAAGAUUUACCUCAGUCUCUAAGCCUGCUGGUCCAGUACAGCCUGGAGAGACUCUGCAUCCAGUACAGAACCAUACCUGGGCUCCGUCUGACCCUUGCAGCCCUCACUGUCAGCAAUACUGGUUUAACAGAGCCUGAACUGUACUCUCUGCUGAGAACCUGUAAUGACCUGUCUUCACGGGGCGAGCAGAUCACAUGGGAGGAAGUGCUGCAUCUCUCCAGGAAGCCAAAAGGACGUAUUCCCAUGGCAGUUUUCACUCAGGUUGUGAGGAAUUUACAAAGUCUGAUUGGUCUGUCUCAUUGCCAAUACACCAACGACGUUUUGGCUCUGAACAACCCAGAGGUGAGGAGAGGCUUUGAGAGCUUCCUCCUCCUAACAGAACAUGACAUAGCCAGAGCUCACCUCGUACUGGCAGGUCAUCUGUGGGCGAUGGCUGACCCGGAGGGAAAACAUACCUUCCUUCGCUCUGAGGCAAACUCGGUCAUGCAUCUGCCUUCAAGCCUGAUUCAAAGCGGACAGCUGGGGGCUCUUCACUCCCUGCUCUCCAAUUAUUAUUUCCUGCGUGCCAAUGUGAGCCUCGGCCUCCUUCACCACCUUCUACAGACAUAUGACCUUUAUGGUGAGAAUUCAUUAAGUCUGUCAAAUGUUACCCUCCCUUUAGAUAAGGAGUUCACUACUACAGCUUUACUCGACCCAGAGGGACGCCUGGACGACUGUCGUGGUUUCCUGAAGCGCCACACCUCCACGCUCUCCCUGUGGCCGGCUCUAUUUAUCCAGCAGGCGCUCAACGAACCUCCAGAAACAUCAGCUCACAUCUGGGCUAAAGGCCUGGUAGGAAAAGCAGGAGUCUGUGUGAUCGAGUGCCUAAACAGCAGCAAAGACGAUGCUGAAGAAGGGAGUGAGCUGGUGUCAACCUUCUCCUCUGAACCCACCUGUGUGGUCCUGAGUCCAGACAAACGGCUGAUAGUGGUUGCUACGGGACGGGGAUUGCUGCACGCUGUCAGCGCGCAGACUGGUCAGGAAGUAAAGUCACUGGUGAGCAGCUGUGACGGCAUCUCCAGCUGUGUCUUCCUAAGCGAUGCGCAGCUCGCUUCCACCUCCUUCGAUGGACGGAUAGAAGUGUGGGACAUGCAGAACGGAUGCAGGACGGCUUUGAUUGAAGGCCACACUAAUACUAUAACAGCGAGUGACAUCACCCCGGACAGGAAACACCUCGCAACUGUGUCCCUUGAUCACACACUUAAGGUGUGGGCUGCCGCUAAAGCUAAAGAGCUAGCCUCUCUGCCCAGCACCAGCCCUCUGAACUGUGUGACCUUUGACCCUGAGGGUUACCUGCUUGCUGCAGGAUGCUGGGAUGGAAGCAUCAUCGUGUGGAACUGGUUACAGAAUCACAUACAAGCUUCUCUGUGCGGCCACCGGCGAUCGGUGCGCAGCCUCUCCUUCUCCCCCUCUUCCUCCAUGCUCUGCUCCGGCUCCAUGUCCGGAGAGGUGAGGGUGUGGUCGACGUCCACCUCCACCUGUGUGGGAUGCUUUCAGGCUCACUGCGGAGCCACUGAGACGCUCACAUUCCUGGAGGAAGGAUCCAUGCUGCUGAGCGCAGGCUCUGAUCACACGCUCCAGCUCUGGUCAGGAGGACUUGGACGAUCAGUCGCUUCUUUAAAAAGUGAUGAAUGUGAGUUUGAGCCACCUCAGAAGAAGAAAAAGCUAACCUCUGAGGCAGCUGCUCUCUGCGUGGCGAUUGAUGGAGACUAUGCCGUCGUUGGUUACCACAGAGACGGCAUCAAACUCUUCAGGGUUGAUUCAGGAGAGAAGAUGUGGUUUUCUACAGAUCUCAGUGCCUCUGUACAUUGCCUGCUGUGGGUUCACCUGGACCCAGAGCAGAGCAAGAUGGAGCUGCUGCUUUCAGGAGGAAGCGACAAAUGUUUGAGGCUGUGGAGGAAAACCGAAGGAGGAGAGGGAAUGCUUGAAGGCCUGAUACACCUGAAAACAUUUGGGGUGCAAACAGAAAGCAUCCUGGCAGUGGAGCAAAACUCCACUGUUUUGGCUACAGCUUCAGAUGAUUUCACCAUCGCUCUGUGGCCUUUGAAGGACCUAACCGAGAACUCCUCCAUUAAAGUAUCAGCUGUGCUGAGAGGACACCAAGGAGGAGUCACCUGCAUGGCUUUCAGCCCUGAUGGUUCUCAGCUCCUUUCAGGUGGAAAAGAUAAGGCUUUAAUGUUGUGGAAUCCCGACCCUUUUCAAGCGGCUCUUCUGAAAUCCUUCCCUCACUGUCACCGAGACUGGAUCACCGACUGUGCCUGGACCCCUGACUGCACUAUAAGCUCAUCAAAUGAUGGGAGGCUUUGUUUUUGGGACUUGGAAACAGGUUCCUGUCUCAGAGAAAUCUCCUGGAGGAACCCACUUUCCUCAGUCUGCUGUGUGGGGCCGCAUGUAAUUGCUGGCUGCUCAGAGGGGACGCUGCAUGUUUGGAAGUGGCAAGACAAAACGGAAAUCUGCCACAUAUCUGCUCACAAGGAAAGUAUAAACUACUGCCGCCCCGUCCCAAGCACAGUCCCGGAGAAGGAAACCAAACCAGAGGAGCUGACGGUUUUCACUGCAUCUGAUGACGGCUCUGUCCAGCUCUGGAAACCUUUGCAGGUUGAGCACUUACACGCCUUCCUGGGUCACAGUGGUGCCGUUCAUGGAGUGGCUCAAAAAGAAGGAGUCCCAGAGUUCCUGACUGUGUCUGAAGAUGGUUCACUGAGAUGCUGGAAAACAGAUACUGCUGCCAACCUGAAAGGCCCCAUCUCAGCCCUGUGCUUCUCCAAGGACGGGGACUUCCUGCUGGUUGGCUACGAGUCUGGUUUGCUGGAGCUGUGGCAGAAUAACUCGGUUGUUGAGCAUAAGCAGGUAUCCGACGGCCCCAUCACAGCCGCCUGUUCCAUGCCUGACAGUCAGUUCGCUGUCACCUACAUGAACACCAUGGUUGUUGAUGUGUGGAAGAUGGUGUGGAAUCAACAAUACAGCAAAGCUUGCCUGGUGAAGGUGAAGACCCACAAACAGAUCCACCCGAUGAUACGCCUCUUCUACAGCUCCAUGCUGAUCGGCGUCACCAACCUGGGACGUAUGUGUGAUGUGACCAGUGAAGACCAAGACCAGUGGGGGAAUUUCUGCUCAGUCUGGAGUCAGAGCGUAAAUGUUCUGAGUGUGGUUCGCAAUGAUGAAAAAAGUGUGUGGUUGACUGGCGAAGGCGGCGAAGGUGGCGAAGAUGGUAGCCUUGGCUUUUUUUUUGGCAUGGGCUCCUCAACUGAAAUAGCGACGUCUUUCUGCUCAGUGACAAUGAAGUUCAGUGACGAGAAGGAAAAAGUGGAGAAAAAACAAAGCCCUAUAACAGCCAUGACUGUGGAUCAAGAGUUUGUGGUGUGUGGAGAUGAUGAAGGCAACAUGUGGUUCAAUCAACAUCCAGACAUUUCAUCAUGGAGCAAAAGAAAACCUGUCCAUCUGGACAGGAUCAGUGAGCUGAAACUCACUGACAGCGUCAUCAUCUCCGCCUCCUAUGACCGCACACUGAAGCUGUGGGACAGAAACACCAAGAAACAGGUGGGAAUGUUUGUGUGCGGCGGUCCUGUUCUGUUUCUGGAGCUGAACCCAAGAAAACCCAGUGAGCUAGUCUGUGCUGAUGGACAGGGGAAGCUUUACUUCCUCUCCUGGAAGUAUUAGACGUCCUACCAAAUCCCCUGCACACAUUAGCAAACUGCUUACCAAAGAUUUGUUUAGUCCUCACAAAGUGCAAUGCUUGAGUAAAGAAAACUUCAAUACUAAUGAUUGUUGCAUAUUAGAAGGAAUAACUAUUUGUGUUUUUCAUUUUUAAUUUAAUCUUUGUUUAGACGUCUGAGACUCAGGGGCUGUAUGUCGUCUGAUUAGAUCUAUUUUUGUUUUUUGUCAGGUUUAUUCUCCAACAAUAAAUCGAAAAUGAAUAAUAAUCCAACCACCUUAUUCCUUGCAAUAAAUCUCCUGAAAGGUC
Molecule: messenger RNA, 8302 nt
Organism: Cyprinodon tularosa
Lineage: Eukaryota; Metazoa; Chordata; Actinopteri; Cyprinodontiformes; Cyprinodontidae
Gene: tep1
Product: telomerase-associated protein 1
Exons: 56
Coding region: 145-7998 (2617 amino acids)
Biological process (GO): telomere maintenance via recombination
Cellular component (GO): telomerase holoenzyme complex
Molecular function (GO): protein binding; telomerase RNA binding; telomerase activity
Source: RefSeq, a predicted model, not a curated record